AUGUUACCUGUGAAGAAAAUCGAUAUUUCACAUCGUCCACCACUGAUGCGGAACCUCGGACAAAUUCACGCGGAUGACAGUAUCCCAACACCAGCAGUGCGGAGCUACAUUUCACCAGAUCAGCAUUCCAGUCCUUCCAGCAAUGUCGGUCUUCCAGGAGGGCAGCAAGCAAAAAGGAGCAAAAAGUUAACUUGCGGCUCUAGUAGACGUUACUCUUCGACCACCGGACAGCCGGGACUACCUCCAGGUAUGAUGUCAAACCUAAAUCUACAACUCCCACAAUUGGACAGUAUACAACGUACACAGAAAAUAUUGGAUAUGCGCUUGCAAAAUCUCCAGGUGGUUACUGGGUCGUCGUUCGAUGAGUCGGGCAAAAAUCAAUCACAUCGCUCAAGUGUGAACACGUUCGCCUGUUCAGACAUGAUUGUUCAGAUGCGUCCAACGUGCGUUGGUGGAGUAGUGGUUACACGUUCGCCUCGUAUGUCAGAUGUCCGGAGUUCAAAUUCCGGCACGGCCAUUGGAUAUGCACUGCUGAUGAGCUCUAAUAAGAGCGAAACUCGAGCGCAGUCCGAUCAGCUAAACUGUGCCUCUGGAAAUGCCCGGAUAAAGGAGGAGAUUAUGCACGUACGUCAACUCAUCGGGGAAAAUCAAAAGGCCUUAUCCAGCAUUGUCAAAGCAGUUUCACAAAUGCAGGACCAAGCGCAGUCCGAUCAGCUAAACUGUGCCUCUGGAAAUGCCCGGAUAAAGGAGGAGAUUAUGCACGUACGUCAACUCAUCGGGGAAAAUCAAAAGGCCUUAUCCAGCAUUGUCAAAGCAGUUUCACAAAUGCAGGACCAAGUUGUAAUGCUUAAUGGGAAUAUGGAGCAAUGGAUUUUGGCACAAGCUGGGGGACGAGAAAUCCGCACCGUGUUUGUCGAAGAACGUUCAUCAACAUCCAAAUCACGACGUAAGGAUCGGCGUGAACGGGAACGUGAAAGAGAACGCGAACGCGAUUGGGAUACGUUUGUUCGGGACGUUGUAAUGCUUAAUGGGAAUAUGGAGCAAUGGAUUUUGGCACAAGCUGGGGGACGAGAAAUCCGCACCGUGUUUGUCGAAGAACGUUCAUCAACAUCCAAAUCACGACGUAAGGAUCGGCGUGAACGGGAACGUGAAAGAGAACGCGAACGCGAUUGGGAUACUACAAAACCGAAGCAGAGUAAGAGCCAGUUAACCAUCCCACCUCCCAACCCCAAUCCGAUUGACCGGGCAGCCCUCCAUGCACACAGCCGAAAAAAAUCUGUGAGCUUCCCUCAAGAGGAAUAUUGCAUUAAGGUGUCCCAGCAAACUCAGCUGCCGUCUUCCUGGAUGGGGACCCCGAGAAGGGGCACAUCAAUGUCUGGAGACAUUGUCAGACAUGGCCCAGUCGCGCCCUCAAUGGAAACUACUCACAAGGUUGCUGAAAACUCUUCGACAGCCCACGACCGGUUUCGCCCUUCUUGGGGCUCAUCAGGUAGGCUCAGUCCCCGAGUUUCCGUCAACCUUAUGUUCUGCUUGAACCCGAAUUGGACUGUUUCCGAGAAAUACACUCAUUUGCAUCUCCCGAGAUUCAGUUGA
Messenger RNA from Opisthorchis viverrini, 1593 nucleotides. RefSeq lists its product as hypothetical. The record is from RefSeq and is a predicted model, not a curated record. The transcript is spliced from 9 exons. The coding region runs from base 1 to 1593 and encodes 530 amino acids. NCBI's taxonomy places the organism in Eukaryota, Metazoa, Platyhelminthes, Trematoda, Opisthorchiida, Opisthorchiidae.